This is a messenger RNA of Schizosaccharomyces cryophilus OY26, 1159 nucleotides long. RefSeq lists its product as uncharacterized. Bases 412 to 948 code for a protein of 178 amino acids. Gene Ontology annotation, molecular function: mannosyltransferase activity. NCBI's taxonomy places the organism in Eukaryota, Fungi, Ascomycota, Schizosaccharomycetes, Schizosaccharomycetales, Schizosaccharomycetaceae. Gene Ontology annotation, biological process: GPI anchor biosynthetic process. The record is from RefSeq and is a predicted model, not a curated record. Gene Ontology annotation, cellular component: mannosyltransferase complex; endoplasmic reticulum membrane. The transcript is spliced from 3 exons.
CCUGGCGCUACGUCGUGAAACGUGUAAGCACGAUACAUUUUCUUCAUUUUACUUUCGUACCUGGCCCAAUUCAUUCAAAUAAUUUAAAUGCUUGACUCGUUCCAAAUCCAUACUCAUGGCGAAUGAUGGUUAUAAGGGUGAGUGUUGAACCCAACAUAAAAGAAGCGUGUGUGCUCUGUUUCGACAUUUUAAUAUUGGUGCCUUUAUGAAUUUCAUCUUAUAAAGCUUCUUAAAAGGAAACACCUGUUCAUUAAAUCUUUUAUUUUCCAUUUCCAGAGAGCAUCAAGGAGAAUCGAUCAUUUCAAUGAAGCAUCAAACAGCAAGAAUCUACUAACUUUUUCCUAUUUGUCCAGGAUUCUCCACACUUCAUCUUAGCUUACAUAGAAUUGAUUUGAUUCAAAGAAUUGUUAAAUGUCGACUGCUUUUUCUUUCUUUCUUUUUAUAACUUUAUUGACUUGCCUUUUCGGUCUCACUUUAGGAAACACUGAAAUUAUUAAUUUUAAAUCAAUACAUGUGUACGACAGGAAUGGAAGUUGUCAACUUAGGAUUCCAGAUACAGUGUCGCAAUCAUUAAUAUUACAACCAUAUCCUAUAGACCCCGAAAAAGGCAUUUCCGAAUCUGCGUCCAGAGUUGCAUUGCAUGCCUGCGGCUUAAAAGAGAAUACCUGGUAUCAGCUGAGAGCCUCUUGGCCAGCGGUAUAUCCUUCUGAAAUAGACCUUGCUUGGAAUGGUACCCAUGCACUUGUGCGUCUUUACGCUUCAUUCUAUUCUGUCGAUGAUUCUCUCAUGAAUCAUCCACCUCCUGUUCCGAUCCAAAUUGAUCUGGAGCCAUUAACAUUGGGAUUUUUACCCAGCAGUCUUAAACCCAUCGUUGCUGUAAUAGCAGUAAUAAUUAUCUCUAGCAUCCCUUUUGCUUUUUUAAUUUUACGAAAACAGAAGCUGGAUUAAUAUACAUGCUCGAUUUUAACAUCAGCUUACAUCUUCCUCAAAACUAUACCUAUAACACCUAAACGAAUUUUCAAAGUCUAUUAAUUCUAAAAGUUCUAAAAACAUUAUGUCUAAAUUAUUAUGAUUACUUCCUUUCCAUAGCACAACAAAAAAAUAAAAACAAAUGAGAACCAGACAAACAAAAAUUGUCAGUCUCCCGGCAUGACCGAAC